GUCCCGCCGGUUCCAGAAAGCUCCGGGGCUGGAGCGGGGCGACCCGCAGCGCCGCGGCCGGAUAAAUAGGGGCGGGCGGGGGCGGGCGGCCGCGGCGGAGCUCGCCAGGGCGGCUGGGGUGCCAACCGCAGGCGGCUGCCUCCGGGACGGGACCAUGGCGCUGCUGCUUGCUCCCGCUGCUCGGCCUCCUGCUCCCCUGGGAGGGGGGCCAGGCCCUCGUCCCCCCCAGCGAGCUCAAGCAGAUGUCGGCAGCUGGUAGCAAAUACAUCGAUACGGAGGUGGAAAAUGCCAUCAACGGUGUGAAGCAGAUGAAGACCCUCAUGGACAAGACCAGUAAGGACCACCAGGCCAUCCUGCACACGCUGGAGGAGACCAAGAGGAGGAAGGAGGAGGCGGUGCAGCUGGCCCGGGAGAAGGAGCAGCAGCUGGCAGAGAAGCAGGAGGUGUGCAACGAGACGAUGCUGGCGCUCUGGGAAGAGUGCAAGCCCUGCCUCAAGCACACCUGCAUGCGAUUCUACUCCCGCACGUGCCACAGCGGCUCGGGGCUGGUGGGACGGCAGCUGGAGGAAUUCCUCAACCAUUCCUCGCCCUUCUCCAUCUGGGUGAACGGCGAGCGCAUCGACUCGCUGCUGGAGCGGGACCAGCGGCAGGAGCGGCAGUUCGAGGACAUGGAAGAACGGUUCGGGUUGCUGGAGGACGGGGUGGAUGACAUCUUCCAGGACAGCACCCAGGUCUACAGCCGCAUGUAUCCCUUCUUCCGAGCACCCUUCGGUGGUUUCCGCGAGGCUUUCCGCCCCCCCGUCCAGCACAUCUACUUCCCCCCGCGCAGCGAGAGGUUUUCCCGGGAUCUGCAUCCCUUCUUCCAGCAUCCCCACCACGGCUUCCACCGCCUCUUCCAGCCGCUCUUCGAGAUGACGCAGAGGAUGCUGGAGGAAGCACAGGGCGGCUGGGAGCGCCCGUUCGGUGGCUUUGCCCCAGAGUCCCGUAACUUCAGCGACGAGCGCAUGGUGUGUCGGGAGAUCCGGCGUAACUCGGCGGGCUGCCUGCGGAUGCGGGAUGAGUGCGAGAAAUGCCGGGAGAUCCUCUCCGUGGACUGCUGGCAGACGGACCCUGCCCAGAGCCAGCUGCGGGAGCAGUUGGAGGACGCCCUGCGCCUGGCCGAGCGCUUCACCCGCCGCUACGACGACCUCCUCCGUGCCUUCCAAGCCGAGAUGCUCAACACCACCAGCCUCCUGGACCAGCUCAACCGCCAGUUCGGCUGGGUCUCGCGCUUGGCCAACCUCACCCAAGGCACCGACGGCUUCCUCCAGGUCACCACGGUCCUCUCCAAGACUCCCAACCUCGAGGACCCCUCGGCCCCCCCCGACACGCAGGUGACGGUGCAGCUCUUCGAUGCGGAGCCGCUGUCCCUCACCGUGCCCGGGGACAUCUCCUGGGAGGAUCCCCGCUUCAUGGAGAUCGUGGCCGAGCAGGCGCUUCAGCACUACAAGCAAAACGCCAUAGAGUAGCCGAGCGAUGCUCCACACCGCCGCCGUGCCGCAGCAAGCCCCCCCCCGCUGCCCCAUCCCCGUGCCAGGGGGUCGGACGCCACCCCCCCCACCCCCCCCGCCGCUGCCGGGGCCCCACCGUGGGCCCCAAACAAACUGAAAAUAAAGGUAGAGUCGAACACCCCGA
This is a messenger RNA of Phalacrocorax carbo (great cormorant), 1674 nucleotides long. NCBI's taxonomy places the organism in Eukaryota, Metazoa, Chordata, Aves, Suliformes, Phalacrocoracidae. The record is from RefSeq and is a predicted model, not a curated record.